GCUAAACCACGCCCACAUGCCAGCUUAUUAUUUUCCAGAAAGAAGUAUCUUCAUAGAAAGAAGGCCAUAGACUAUAGACCAGUGUCUUUAAGAGGACCCUCUCACUGUUAGUGGAAGGUGAGCUUCAAGAUGGCUGACUAUUCUCCUCCCCGCUAUCCUUCACAAGCUCAUCGUCCAAGCAGAUACUCCUCAGAGGCUCCGCCCACUAACACACCAGGACCCUGGGCCCCGCCCAAAAUACCGUACCAAUCACCGAGUCAACAGACCACACCUCCUGACGGUGCUUAUUACAAUCAGCCGGCCCGGCCCCCAGGGUCAGGAGGGCAUGGUCAAUAUGAUGAAAGUGGGAGGGGCUACAGUAACGCGCCCACCAGCAGAUACGACACAACCACUGGACAACCUGACGAGUACAGAGGAGGUGGGGCUAGUUGCUAUGACGACAGCGACAGUGUAUCGCUGCCAUCCCAUAAUAAAAUAUAUUCAGGUCCAGUCCUGCCGACUGGGAGGGGCGGGGCAGUGGGUGGGGCUGGAUUGAGCAGAUACAAGAGCACAUCAGAAUCAGAAUAUCAUGGAGGAAAGAAAUCACCUUAUGAUCCACAGUAUUAUGGAAGUGGCUACACCCACUCUCAGACUGGCCACACCCACCACCCCCAGACCCAGUUUUAUGGGUACACUCUGCCUCCUAAAAACCAGUUCAGUGGCCAGCAGUCCCAGACCCAGUAUGGGGGUCAUAAUAUACCACCUCAGGCCCAGCGUGGGGGCCAAAAUAAUUCACAGUACAGGGAAAGUAAUCCUCAGACCCAGUACAGGGAACAGAAUAUUCCGCCCCCGACCCAGUUUGGUCAGAAUAGCCCUCCUUUUAGUUCCCAGACCCAGUAUGGGGGUCAAAAUAAUCCUCAGUCCCAUUAUGGAGGUCCUGACUCUCCCCAGACCCAAUAUAGAAAUCACUCAGGUCCCAUUGAGGGGGGCAGAGGGCAGCCCCCAGUGGAAUUUAAAUACAAUCAAUAUUCUAAACCAGUUCAGCCCCAGCCCACACCCCCAGCCACACCUCCAGGGGACACUGCAUCUAGUUUAAGAGAAGAGGUUGAGAUUCAGAAGGUUAUGAAGGAGAAACUGAUUAAAGAGAUUGGGCAUCUUGACGGACAGAGAAAGAUGAUCGAAGAAGAGAUAAGAGUCCUCACUGCAGAGAAGGAACAACUUGAUAUUGACGUGGAGCAUCUAAAAGUUGAGGAGAAUAAGUUCAGGACAAGGUUGAUGCAAGCUGAGCAGAACCUGGAUCUGGUCUCACAAGUGGCUGAGAAGAGGAGAUCAGAACAAGAAUUGAAGAAUGAAUCAAGAACCAGUGACACUGCUGAAGAACUCAAGAGACAGGAAGAGAGGAUAAAACAACUUGAGAUCAGUCUAAGAGAAAGAGAGUCAGACAUUAAGAGAAAAGAAAUGGAGCUACAGACACAAUCUGAUAUUUUGUAUCAAAGGAAUAAAGAGAUUAGUUUGAAGGAGUACGACCUGAGGAACAGUGGCAGUGAGCAACAGACUCAGAAUCGUUUUGAGAAAGAGAGGGACCUUCAUUGUAAGCAGCUGGAGCUGGACGAGAGAGAGAAUAACAUUAAUAACAAGGAACAAUCACUUCUGUCCCGUGAGCAACAUUAUUAUAAUUUAAAAGAAGAACUGGAUAGAGAUAGAGAGAGGUUGGAGUCAUGGAGACUCUCUCUGGAGAGUGAAGAUGAGAGAGUACAGCAGAAUAUGAAGAGUGCUUCAAAACUGUUUGAUGAAGCAAAACAAAUGAAAGAAGAUGCUCUAUCAGCAGCUGUUACCUCCACUCCCAUUAAAGACCCAGCCCCCACCAGUUCUUCCAAUCCGUCAGAUAAAGUUACUCCUACUCCUCCUACUGACCCGCCCCCAAAGACUCAACCUCACUUAGUGAAGGCACACACUAUAGGUCAUUCCAGUGGGGGCGGGGCCUCAGGGGGCGGGACUGAGUCUCAUAAAGACGCUAAAGGAAGGAGAGCAACUUAUUCAUUCACUGACCAGGUAGACCAGGGUGUUAAUGAUGAUGAAAGCAUUGCCCGUUAUAUGCAGCUGCAGUUGAAUAAUGAAACUUAUAAUGAAGAUUUGAAAUUUGCUGAGUCAUUGCAGGAGAUCAAUGAGCCACCUGAAAUUGAUGAGAAAACAACACUGAGAAUAAACCUGGGACUAAGUAAAGAUGCAACUGAUGAGGAAGUACAGGCACGUCUUCAAGAGUUUACUAAGUAACAUAUUAUUAGUAUAUUAUUAGUAUACUACUAUUUUGUAAUUUUGUUUGUUCCCUUGGCAUUUUGUGACUUAUUUUUUUUCACAAUAAUUUUUCCUUACUGCAUAUCAUUGACUUUAAUGUCUGCUACCAUGUAUAAUAUGACAUCCAAAUGUCUGUUGGCUAUACAUUUUUU
Messenger RNA from Amphimedon queenslandica, 2426 nucleotides. Its product is annotated as PERQ amino acid-rich with GYF domain-containing protein 2-like. Bases 130 to 2253 code for a protein of 707 amino acids. The transcript is spliced from 10 exons. The record is from RefSeq and is a predicted model, not a curated record. NCBI's taxonomy places the organism in Eukaryota, Metazoa, Porifera, Demospongiae, Haplosclerida, Niphatidae.